Molecule: messenger RNA, 4851 nt
Organism: Acanthoscelides obtectus
Lineage: Eukaryota; Metazoa; Arthropoda; Insecta; Coleoptera; Chrysomelidae
Source: the annotation of a GenBank genome assembly
CUGGAGUGAAACGCUUUUCACAAAUUGCCGUUGUUGUACUGGGAGUAAAGUUUUCUCUCCUUAUAGCAUGUAACCACAACUUCCUCAUGUUAGGAUCUGUAGGUAUCCUAAAAAUCCAGAUAUUUUCUCGAAUUACCAAUUAACAGGUAAUUCUCACACAAAAAUGAAUGGGAUGAUUAAAACCAACCUGUAAAACUUCAUUGUCACAUCUUUUCUGCGUCUAUUGCGACAAUUCACCGCACUGCAAGAUUCAACCAUUUUUAAACAAAUAUCACAUAAAACAGCAGCUCUUGAAGACUGUCAGACAUAAAAAUGUUUAUAAUAAUUGUCGCAAACUAUCACUAUUAAUCUUUAACGUCACUAAAAACAAACAUUCACCAAAAAUCCUUAGAACAUGGAAAUACCACAAUAGACCACGAUGUUUUGCCUUGACUAGCGCUAUCCUUCUCGUUUCUCAUUCUAGCCGCAAUGAAUUCGCGUUACGCCUGUUCUAUCAGUGUUGACAGUUCAUUGAUCUGAAGUCGCGAAGCCUCGGUAGCAUUUCGAAAACACUCACCUUAAAUUAAAAUGAUAUUAACAACUCCGAUAUUGGUGUAUCAGUAUGCCAUUUUUGGUUUGUUUGUUUUAGAACCGAUGUGUAAAGGUUUUGUUUACCAACGCCUGGAUCGAGUACAGAUGCUCAUUUUUCAAAAAUCAUGGCGGAUUCUGUUGAGUUGCGUAUGAGCGUUACGUCCAUCAAAAGAGUGGAUCCGUACGUAAAAGACAUUUUAGCUACAGCUACACACGUUGCCCUUUAUAUAUUUAACACCCAAACCAACGAGUGGGAAAAAACAAACACAGAAGGCGCCCUGUUCAUCUACAGCCGCAAUGGGGAACCAUACCAUAGUAUGAUGGUUAUGAACAGACUCAACACGGAUAAUGCCAUCGAGCCCAUCGUAAAGGACUUCGAUUAUCAGAUGCAAGUACCCUUCCUGUUGUACAGAAACUCAAAGAGCAAGAUAUUCGGAAUUUGGUUUUUCAACAGGGAAGAGUGUAUAAGGAUAACGUUUCUCAUAGAAUCUCUGAUGGAGGGGCUGAAAGACAAGAACGACGAGAGGUCGAACAGAAAAGAGUCCAACGUGGACAUCUUCACCAUGCUCUCGAAGGCGCAAGAAGAUUUCAAUAGGACGCCUACAAAGCAAGACAACAUUCCUGCAGCUGCAUAUGUAUCAACACCUAGGGUUCCUGAUGUCACCUCACAGAGUGUGAUGGAUUUUUUUGCCAAAGCUAGUACCAAAACCAGCCAAAAUCCAACUGUUGGAGUAGCUGGUAAUGGAGAGAAUGUGUUGCAGAGGUUAAUGUCAAAUCCUGCUCAUAGUGUAGAACAUAUCGAGAAACAGCAGAGGUCUAUAACGCCUCAAGAACAGAUCAACAUCAGACAGAGGCUGAAUACGGCAAAUGCAGACCGUAGAAGUGUUCCAGUGUCAUUUCCUGAAAAAAAAUUGCACUCUGAGAACGGAUUUCCAGUUAGCGCCUCGCCCUUGCAGUUCCUCAUACAAAAUCAAAAUCAGGGGGCUCAGAAUAACACAACUGAAAAGGACGAUGCUGAUUUGUUGAGAACUUCACCUUUUGCACAGUUUUUAGAAGGUGGUUCCUCAAAACCGACCCUGAUGACGCCGAUGAUGUUUUCAACGUCAAAAUCCAAAGAUGGUAACAAUUCUGAUGAGCGAAUAGACCAGUUAGAUCUGUUGACUGAGAAGCAAUUAGCACAAGCGUUGAUAUAUCUCCUCAAAAUAACUCGGACUUCACGAAGCAGAUCCACGAAGCGUACGUGCAGUCUAUUAUGGAGAAAAUGAAUCCCAGUGGUACCAACAGUCGAUCACUUGUCUAGGUUUACUUUACGCCUAUUUAUUUUAUUAGAUAACUGAUGGGCUGGAAAAGUUGAAGUAUUAUUAAGGACGAGGAAAGCUAGAACAACAUUAUAGAAGAAUGUAUGACGAGUUUCAGAAUCUUGACUGAGAGUUAUACAAAAUUUAAAAAAUGAUAUGGAAACGAUUGAUUCAAUGACUCGCGUAUUAACGGUUUGGUGGACAUGUCGAAAAGGGUUUAUUAAGGAAUCUGUCAGGCCUCUUGCUGCUUUUUGUCCUAUGCAGGGUGUUUCUUAAUGACAUGGGGGUAAAGUUUAAAAAAAAAUCUGUAUUUUAUAACUGAGAUACUAUUGUAUGAAUCAAAGGGCAUUUUCUAUGUACAAAUAAUUCUAUUUCUAAUAAUGGCGCUCGAGCGGGUUUUGCAUUGAAUAUUUUUGGAGAGAAAAAUGGUCAACGCUUCCUCUUCAAGUAAAAAUUAUUUUUGGAAUCCUUAUUACUGAGCAAAUUUGAUCUCUUGAUUUUCUUUUGUGCACGCAUGAUUUUCGAUUUAAACAAUAAAAAUCAGUUUACUUCAGUGUCAAAUUGCUAAAAAUCUGAAGCUAUUUAUUGAGUGCGUUUAACAUCAAGGACAGUACAUCCGAUGAGAAAAAAAUAUUUUUGCCAUGCUUAUUCAUUUUUGAACAAAUUUGAUCACUUAACUUUCUUUUAGCAAUUUGACCCUGAAGUAAAACGAUUUUGAUUUUUUUAAGUGAAAAACACGAAAGACAAUGAGAUUAAAUGUGCUCAGACAUGAAUGAAGGUUUCAAAAAUGAUUUUGAUUUGAAGAGUGGCGUACUAUUUUUUUCUCAAAAAAAAAUCUAUUGCAAAACCCGUACGGACGACACUGCACUGAUAGAAACAAUGAAAUUGUUGGUCCAUCAGAAAAUGUACCUUGAUGCAAAGAAGAUGUGUAUCAAAUGUUAUAGAGAUCUCUGAAAUAGUAUUACAAUUAUUAUAAAAUAAAGAUUUUUUUCUGCAAAGUGUACUAUUCUGUGAGGUUAGGACAUACGAUUCAUUUCUUGAAGUGGAUCCAAGAAUCAGCUUUCAAAUAUUAGCACGCCAUUAAUGUAUUAAGAUUUAUUUAUUCUUUUUUUCUGUUAGAUUACCAUCAGAUUAGACAAGUUUUUUAUUUAGUAUUCACCUUCAUUUGAAACAAUAUUUGUCCGCAGAAAAUGACGACAGUAUGUGCGUGCUAUAAGCUUUUCCAGCUCUAUGUCAUACAUUUUUAUCCACUGACUAUUGACACACUGUUCAAUGUACGUUGUCAUAAUUUUAUCUCCCUACUUUGUACAUCUAGCCCGGUAAAAAAAACUUCCCAAAACCUUGCAAUAAUUCUAUCAUGGAUGACAAUUUGGAUUUUGUUAACUCAAGUAGUCCUUUUUAGCAUAACAAAAAGUUCCAGAUCUUGUGGUAGCAGGUACAUAAAAUUAUUUGAAAAAUAUUUUUAUGUUUGGUCCUGUAAAUUAUAUAGAAAAAAGUUCUGCAGGGUUAUUACGUCAAAAAAACCGACAUAAUUUGACGCUAUUUUUGCUUGCGAUUUGCUCGAAAGACAGUGUGCACAAUAUUUUCACAAACUAUUAUUAAGUAUAUUCUUAGAUUAUCACCUGAAACUUUACCAUUAAAAAAGUUUUAACAAAAAAUUCGAAUUUUUUUUUUGACUUUUCCAAGGAAUAUAAAUAUUAUUUAAAUAACGCUAGGUAUAAAGGAAAAUUGUUUAGUACUUUCAAUGAAGUAUGCUUUCAACUCCUCAUGCUGUGAUUAGUGAGGUUUUAUUCUCUUCAAGAUAUUGAUGAAUAAUGUCAAAAAAUUGUCUUAAAAAUAAUGACUAAAAAAGUCGAAAUUUGUUGUGCUAUAUUAUCUUUUCUAGAAAGUAGAUUUGCUCUUCAGUACAGCAAAUGGAAAAUAAAAGUCUACAAGAGUUUUUUGCUAUGAUGAUAAAUAUUUCCACCAGAUACAUUUUUUGAAGCAAUUUUAACAUAUUCUCGUUAAAAUUUAGCCUUUUCUUUACAUCCUUUGUAAUUUUCAUUAAUUAUGCUUGGUAAAUGUCUCAAAAAACUAUUUUGUCAAUCAGAUGCCUCAAAAAUCUCGCAUACGGACAUUCACGCAAUACGAGCUCUAAAAGAAUUGUCAUAAUCUCGUGAAAGCAUGUAAUAUGAAGAUAUCGUAAACAACCUUUGAAACUUAUUUAUUGAGCCACAAAAUUAUCUUAACUUUUCAUGUACAUAUAGUUUAUUCACUGAAUCAAAGCAGUUACGUCACAAUAAUGACAGUGACGCACUAUAUUGUAUACAGAACCGUAACACAAAAACCCAAAAGUGAAAAAGUUUUUCAAACAUUUUUCAUUUCCUGUCUAUGGUAGGAUCCGGUACUUGUCGUCAUGCUGACAAACAAUAUUUUAAUAACCUAAAUCCAUAUUAUCAUACAUUAUAGAAUUUUUGUCAGGUCAAAAGUAUUCUUUUACUGGGCCAACUCGUUUGUGAUAAGGCUUUAAGGUGGCGUUUUCAAUGACAUUUCAAUGAUUCUUGGAUAAAUUAUUUAAAAACAAACGAUAAGUUGUAAUUCCUUUUGAUAGUAUUCUCUGCUGUUAUUAACAUUUUUUCGAAACAAGUCUUUAGGCAGCAAGUUGCUGAUGUAUUUUUAGAGCUUAGCUAGUUUUAUUAUACAAUCGAUAUUUUUACUAUGUGUUUGACAAAAUAAUUUUUGAAUAUACAUAUAAUGUGAUAGAACAGGAGAAUGUCGUUUUGAAAAUGUCUUCUUGAAUCGUAGCUAAUAUGCUAGAGUUGUAGAUCUAGUAUUUAUAUAAGUACACACACGACUUGUAAACAUUUUUGAAAAAGUUUAAUAUAUUUUUCGUUUUUAUUAAAUUUCAACGCAGGUUAUAUCAGUUGGACGAUUGUUAAAGUUUUGCAUAAAAUACCGUUGAUUGAAGAAAUGUAUUUUUAUUGUUUAUUUCAUCCAAUUCGCU